GCGAGAAGAGAGAGAGCGUCAGGUUCUGCGAUCAUACUAUCAGCGACUACACAUAUAUUACGAUCCAUCCAAAUCCAGUGUAGCAAACAACGAAGGAAGCUUCGCUGUAGCAACCGAAAAAGAUCGAAGAAAUGACUCUGGCUUUCGCAGCAUUGACCUUACGCUUAUCACCAAUGGGAUCUUGGAAGCUCAUCCCUCGCUGUUCACUCUUGCUUUCCAUGCAGACCACCACUCCUUCCUUCUCUCGCCAGAUGAGCAUGGAUGCAAAAAGUGUUGCUUCACAGCUUAAUAGUUCUGGUCUGUUGCGGACUCAGGGCCUUGUUGGAGGCAAAUGGAGUGAUGCCUACAAUGGCAAAACCAUAAAGGUUUAUAAUCCAGCAACUGGUGAAUCUAUAGCAGAUAUUGCAUGCAUGGGUGGAAGAGAGACGAACGAUGCGAUAUCCUCAGCCUAUGAUGCAUAUCAAUCUUGGAGCAAAACCACUGCUGCUGAGAGGGGUAAACUUCUGAGAAAAUGGUAUGAUUUGCUAAUGGCACACAAGGAAGAGCUUGCAAAACUUAUAACCUUAGAGCAAGGAAAGCCUCUUAAAGAAUCUAUUGCUGAGGUAAAUUAUGGGGCUAGUUUUAUUGAGUUUUCAGCAGAGGAGGCAAGGCGCGUAUAUGGAGAUAUAAUUCCUGCACCACUAUCUGAUCGACGAUUAUUUGUUUUAAAACAGCCUGUAGGGGUUGUUGGUGCUAUCACACCUUGGAACUUUCCUUUGGCUAUGAUUACCCGAAAGGUCGGUCCAGCCCUUGCAUGUGGCUGUACAGUGGUCGUUAAGCCCUCUGAACUUACUCCUCUCACAGCUUUGGCUUCAGCAGAGCUUGCGAUUCAAGCUGGAAUACCAGCGGGUGUUGUGAAUGUAGUCAUGGGAAAUGCUCCUGAGAUUGGGGAUGCUAUACUUGCAAGUCCACAGGUAAGGAAAAUCACAUUUACCGGCUCAACUGCGGUUGGAAAAAAGUUGAUGGCAGGUGCUGCUGGAACAGUUAAAAGAGUAUCUCUGGAACUUGGUGGCAAUGCCCCUUGCAUAAUAUUUGAUGAUGCUGAUCUUGAUGUGGCAGUAAAAGGAACUGUUGCAGCAAAGUUCCGUGCUAGUGGACAAACAUGUGUAUGUGCAAAUAGAAUUCUAGUGCAAGAAGGUAUCUAUGAGAAAUUCGCAACUCUUCUCCUUGAUGCUGUUAAGGAUAUGAAAGUUGGGGACGGUUUUAGUGAAGGUGUGGUUCAGGGACCUCUAAUCAAUGAAGCUGCUGUGCAAAAGGUUGAAUCUUUACUUCAUGAUGCCAUCUCUAAGGGGGCAAAAGUAAUUCAAGGGGGCAAAAGACACAGCCUUGGAUUAACUUUUUAUGAACCUACAGUCGUCACUGAUGUCAACAACGAGAUGCGCAUAUCAAGAGAGGAAGUAUUUGGACCAGUUGCUCCUCUGUUGAGAUUUAAAACUGAGGAGGAGGCUAUCAAAAUCGCCAACGACACUAACGCAGGGUUGGGUUCAUAUAUCUUUACAAACAAUGUUCAACGCUCUUGGCGUGUUGCUGAGGCUCUUGAAUACGGACUCGUCGGUGUAAAUGAAGGAAUAAUUUCAACAGAGGUUGUUCCUUUUGGCGGUGUUAAACAGUCUGGCCUUGGAAGAGAAGGCUCCAAAUAUGGCAUGGAUGAAUAUUUGGAGAUCAAAUAUGUCUGCUUGGGAAACAUGAACAAAGACUGAACUGCAAGGCAUUGUCGUGUUCCGAUUCCAAGGUAUGAUCAUGGGCAAUGGUGAAUAAGCUUUUCAAAUGCAUUUGGAGAGUUUGGAAGAGGGUGUGAUUCUUGUGUGUCGCCAUUGCAGAGGAAGCAUGCAGAAGCAUCGCCUGUGUGUAUAUAAAUAAGUGCAGGCUGGGAAUGUACUUUUGGACUAAUUUACGUCUUGUCAGUAUCUUUUCUUCUGCAAUGUUACCUCUGAGGCACUUUGUACGAACAAGCUUCUCGCAAGUUUUUCGCCCUUCUCUUUUCUCUUGCAUUCAUGUUUGAGGGACGUGAAGCUGAAAAUGCUGCAAAUUGUUGCAACUUUUACUGUGACAUGGUUGUCAUUGUUUU
Messenger RNA from Neltuma alba, 2107 nucleotides. Its product is annotated as succinate-semialdehyde dehydrogenase, mitochondrial-like. Gene Ontology annotation, molecular function: succinate-semialdehyde dehydrogenase (NAD+) activity. Bases 132 to 1739 code for a protein of 535 amino acids. The record is from RefSeq and is a predicted model, not a curated record. NCBI's taxonomy places the organism in Eukaryota, Viridiplantae, Streptophyta, Magnoliopsida, Fabales, Fabaceae. Gene Ontology annotation, biological process: GABA catabolic process. The transcript is spliced from 20 exons.